UUUUUUCACACAAGACUCAGAUCAUGACGAAGUUUAUGAGAUCUCUCAAAUGGCUACCAAAAGGCCUCCAAGAGGUCCCGGGUUUAAUGUAGAUGAGGAUUGACUCCUUAUCAGUGCUUGGUUGAAUACUAGUAUGGAUUCAAUACAAGGCAAUGAUCAAAAGCUGCAUACUUUUUGGGGGAAAAUUACAGAGUACUAUCAUCAGUACAAGUCCUUUGACAGUGAUCGUUCACAACCGAUGCUGACACAAAGGUGGGGAAAAAUACAAAAGGUGGUGAACAAAUUUUCAGGGUGUUUUGCAGCUAUAAAUGAAAUACAUGAAAGUGGGAAGACUGAACAAGACAAGAUUGCAGAUGCGAAGAAGAUGUUUGAAGCACAAGAAAAGAGAAGGUUCACACUUGAUCAUGCUUGGAUUUUGUUAAGGCACUAACCAAAGUGGAUACAACUAAUGCAAGAGCUGGACAGCAAGAAAAGUAAGCAAAGAUCUAAA
Rosa rugosa (rugosa rose) is the source of this 490-nucleotide messenger RNA. Its product is annotated as glutathione S-transferase T3-like. NCBI's taxonomy places the organism in Eukaryota, Viridiplantae, Streptophyta, Magnoliopsida, Rosales, Rosaceae. Bases 134 to 430 code for a protein of 98 amino acids. The record is from RefSeq and is a predicted model, not a curated record. The transcript has 2 exons.